AUGUCACCUCUCUUCACCAUUUCGAUCAGACCAGAGAAAAAAGCGGAAUCACUAGAAGUCCUGAUAGAUUCAGGUGCCACCUCAUCCUUCCUUCACCCCCGUACCGCGGAACUACUCCGCCUACCACUCAUUGAUCUCCCUACACCCCGUACCGUCACUAUGCUUGAUGGGUCAAGCCCCCAGGCUGGCAAAAUCUGGAAGAAGGCAGCCCUCACCUUCACCUAUGAUGGCAAACAAAUGACCGAGACGUUCCUGAUCUGCAAUACAGGAUCUCAUGCCGCCAUCUUAGGACUAAAAUGGCUAGACGCCCACAACCCAGAGAUUGAUUGGAACUUACGCACCCUAACCUUUCCCCACACUCCACCGGAACAAGUGGCCAUUGCCGAGGAGGAAGAAGCAGACAAGAACCCCCUUGAAGGAGUCCCCUCAAAGUACCAUCAAUACGCUAAAGUAUUUGGAGAGGAGGAAUUCAAUAAGCUUCCCCCUCAUCGGCAUUACAAUAUUGCCAUCAAACUCACGGAAGAAGGACCCUUGAACUCUCCACUGUAUAGCAUGACUGAUGCCGAAUCUGCUACACUGAGGGAUUGGCUCAGGGACAAACUCAAGGCAGGCAAAAUCCGCCCCAGCAAAUCUUCCAUCAGCUCUCCCGUAAUGUUUGUACCCAAGAAGGAUGGUUCCUGCCGUUUAGUUGUUGACUACCGCCGCUUGAAUAACCGGACCAAGAAAAACGUCUAUCCCCUACCCCGACCAGAUGACCUUAUGGCCCAGCUCCGUGGCGCCAAGGUCUUUACUAAGCUAGACCUAAGGUGGGGUUACAACAACGUCCGUGUUAGGGAAGAGGACGAAUGGAAAACUGCCUUCCGCACCAAGUAUGGCCUUUACAAGUCCCUGGUCAUGACUUUUGGCCUGACGAACGCACCCGCAGCUUUCCAACACUUUAUGAACAAGUUAUUCAAAGACUUGCUCGAUGUAUGCGUCAUCAUUUACCUUGAUGAUAUCCUUAUUUACUCCAAGGAUGACGCAUCACACACGCAACACGUUCAUGAGGUCCUAAAGCGGUUAAUGGAAAACCAGCUAUUCUGCAAGGCGUCAAAAUGUACCUUUCACGUCACCUCUGUGGAAUAUCUUGGGAUCAUUGUCUCCGAUAAGGGUUUUAGUCUGGAUAAGCUCAAAAUCCAGGCGGUUCAAGAAUGGCCGGUACCCACUAAGGUUAAGGAAGUUCAGUUGUUCCUAGGCUUUGCCAACUUCCUUUGUUGCUUUGUCGCCAACUUUAGCCACAUAGCCAGGCCGUUGCACAACCUUGUCAAGAAGGACAUACCCUGGAAAUGGGAAGUAAGGGAGCAGGAAGCAUUCCAAAAUCUAAAGGAUGCUAUUACCAACGCACCGGUAUUGUGCCACGCCAACCCCACCAAGCCGUACUUCCUUGAGACCAAUGCCUCAGGCGCAGCACUGGGUUCCAUUCUAAGCCAAAGACAGGAAGAUGGGCGUCUCCACCCACUAGGGUUCCUGUCAGAAUCCUUCAAAGGCGCCGAACAGAAUUACAAUACCCACGACAAGGAACUCCUGGCCAUCAUUUGGUCAUUUGAAUACUGGCGUAUCUUUCUGGAAGGGACCCUGCAUCCAAUCACCGUCUUCACGGAUCACCGGAACUUGGAAUACUGGAAGGAAUCUUGCACUUUCAAUCGCCGCCAUGCCCGAUGGCACCUACUACUGGCUGGCUAUAACUUCCAGAUUGUAUACAGACCCAGUAAACAGUCAGGGAAGCCAGAUGCACUGUCACGCCAAUCAGACCAUGCCGAUAUUCCCCCCGCGGAUCAAACCAUGAUCCCAGACCCCGUAUUCGCCAAUGUUGCCUUGGUUACACCAGAAAAGGAGCUACAACGCCAAAUCAAGGCUUCCCUGGAUCAAGAUGAGUCCCUGGAGGAAAUCCUCCAAUUCUUACAGAACAAGUCCAAAGCGCCCCCCUCCAUCAAACGCGCGUUCAAGGAUUAUGAAAUGGAGGCCAGUCUGCUGUUCUACCAAGGGCAAAUUGUAGUUCCGGACGUCGGAACACUAAGAACGGACCUACUCCGCAUUUUUCACGACAGCCCCUUGGCAGGACACCCAGGAAGACAGCGUACUCUAGAAUUGGUAUCAAGGAAUUACUACUGGCCAGGUAUCCGUUCAGACACAUAUUGGCAUGUGGACUCUUGUGAAACGUGUCAACGGAUCAGGAAGCCCAAGUACGCAUCUAUCCCACCUCAGCCUCUAGAGCUCCCUACUAGACCCUGGCAACACGUCUCUUACAACAUGAUUGUGGACUUGCCAAAGGACGGAAACCACAAUUCAAUCCUGGUCAUCAUCAAUAGCUUCACCAAGUAUGGGAUAUUUGUUAAAUGCUCCAAGAAACUAAAAGCACCGGAACUGGCAGAAUUGUUCCUGGAACACGUAUGGAAAAGGCACGGCAUGCCUGAGAAAACAGUUUCAGAUAGGGGAAGAGUGUUCAAUAACAAGUUCCUGAAGGCACUGUACAAACGCCUAGGAAUUGACCCCCACUUCUCCUCAGCGUAUCACCCCCAGAGCGAUGGUCAGACAGAACAAGUCAACCCUUCCAUUGAACACUUCCUAAGGGCCUACUCAGGUGUCAACCAACAGGACUGGACUAAAUGGCUCCCCAUGGCGGAGUUCGCGUACAAUAAUGCCGUACACAGUAGCACAGGCAAAACUCCUUUCAAGGCCUUAUACGGAUGGGAACCUACCUUAACCCCAUCCAACGUACCCACGGAUGUCCCAGAAGCGGAUGAACUUGCCCAAACAAUGGAGGCACAAUGGAAGGAGGUAGAAUCAGCCCUCCGGCAAGCCAAGCAACGGAUGACAGCCGGGGAAAGCGGAAGCCCAACGGAAUUUGAAAUUGGAGAGGAAGCUUGGCUUGACGCCAAGAAUGUCAACCUCAAAACCCUGAGUCCCAAGCUAACAGAACAACGCUUGGGACCGUUCAAGGUUACCGAGAAGAUCUCCGACCGUGCCUACCGGCUAGAACUUCCCCCAACAAUGCGCAUUCACAACGUAUUCUACAUUGGACUCCUAUCCAAGGUCAAAAGGGACAAUAAGCGUACCUUUGAAAACCGUCCACCACCAGUCACCGUGGACGGAGAAGAGGAAUAUGAGGUAGAAGGGAUCACUGAUGCCAAAGAAAGGGAUGGAAAAUGGUUCUUCCGGGUCAAAUGGAAGGGUUAUGGGUCCAAGGAAAACACAUGGGAGCCCCAAGAAAACUUGAAAAACGCCAAAAAAAAUUUUGGAAAAAUACGAAAAGGAAAUGAAAAAGAAGGCCCUCAACGCUGCCAAGGCCCUUAA
This is a messenger RNA of Rhizoctonia solani, 3333 nucleotides long. RefSeq names its product Retrotransposable element Tf2 protein. Bases 1 to 3333 code for a protein of 1110 amino acids. NCBI's taxonomy places the organism in Eukaryota, Fungi, Basidiomycota, Agaricomycetes, Cantharellales, Ceratobasidiaceae. The transcript has a single exon. The record is from RefSeq and is a predicted model, not a curated record. Gene Ontology annotation, molecular function: nucleic acid binding. Gene Ontology annotation, biological process: DNA integration.